Anopheles gambiae (African malaria mosquito) is the source of this 3849-nucleotide messenger RNA. RefSeq lists its product as uncharacterized. The record is from RefSeq and is a predicted model, not a curated record. Gene Ontology annotation, molecular function: RNA polymerase II cis-regulatory region sequence-specific DNA binding; DNA-binding transcription repressor activity, RNA polymerase II-specific. Gene Ontology annotation, biological process: regulation of cell cycle process; negative regulation of transcription by RNA polymerase II; neuron differentiation. The coding region runs from base 1059 to 3125 and encodes 688 amino acids. The transcript is spliced from 3 exons. NCBI's taxonomy places the organism in Eukaryota, Metazoa, Arthropoda, Insecta, Diptera, Culicidae. Gene Ontology annotation, cellular component: nucleus; transcription repressor complex.
ACACACAUACACGUAUGUAUGUGUACACCAACCCAUCGCUCGAAAAAGGGUGGCCAUGUUGUUUCCGUCAUCGCUCUCGAGCUCCUCGAGUAUGUAUGUAUGUACUGUGGUUAAUCCGGACUAGGAUGCUCCCACUCUCGACCCUUCCAUUGCCCGCUAGCUUGGCAACCGUACACUCCUCCCCUGCCCGUGCGCAUUGCUCCAGUCGGGACAGUGCAAUGAUUUCCACCAUAAAGUCCUUCGCUUGCUCCGUGCACACUGGCUUCUGGGUUCGUCUUUUAGGCUUCCCGCUGCGCUAUGUACCGCUGUGUGACCCGGCGCCGGGCAGAUAAGUUUAGAUCCCAGCCGGGCAUUACUAGUCCUUUGCCAACUGGCAAGUCUUGCUCUCAGAUACAGCGGCGAGCGGCACUGUACAGCGAGGGGGGGCUACGCUAUGAAUAAAUAAACAUCCUUCAUGACUGCGAAACUGCCUCAUCUUCGCAGGUUCUCUGGGCGUGACCAAGAUGGCAGUGCUAGUAACUGCCGCGGGCAACAUCUCUUGCGCUUGGAUGCUCCCGCUUGGAGGUUUUAGCCAACAGAGGAAAAGAGACCAUCGCGCUACUGUUGGCCGUAGAAUCACUUGUUGCGCCUGGCAUGCGCCUUUCCCGAUAGGACGAGCUUGGCUGGAGCGAUAUACUGUCGUUGGGUGGUAAGGGAUGUACCGACGAAGCGAGGAGGUUUGCAUUCACAAUGACGUAGGCGUUGACGAGUGUGCGCAGUACUUGCAACUAAAAGGAGUCAUCUUUGCUAUUGGCUGCUGACAGCUAGGAGUAUCCUUGCAUGAGCCUUGUAGCAAGGAACCGUUCAGUUGACGUUUUGCCGUGUAGUGUAGAGGACGCACUGUGACUAAAGUGAAGGUGGUGCCUUGUGUGGUGUCGUUACAACUUCUAUGAGGAUUAUACAUUGUGUGCAACAGUGUUGAAUGCGUCAAAGCUCCUAACGGUUGGAAACAGUGUGGUUACGGGUUGAGCGAGAAUUUAUGUAUGUAAUGAAGUGAAACACUAUCGUACCGCGGAACGAUGAACAGCGUAGACAUUUCCAACCAGAGCCAAGGAAUCCUACUGCCUUCGUACAGUACCACACUCGACUAUCUCCAGAAGCAAUCGCACCAGCAGGACACACCGUCCGAAGUUACGGCGGUCAGCUCGCCACCAGUGAGCUACUUCCAACAGUUCUUGUAUCCUACCGACGGCGAUCCGACACCCACCGGUCGUACUCUGCUACCCCGUGCACGGGAGUUUCCCAGUCCGCUGGAUCUUUCCUUGCGCCCCACCAAUGUUCCCAUGACGCCACCCUCGACACCGUCUCCGCCGAGAAAGCGUUUAAAAUCGUUCGACGAGUCGGCGGCCGUCAUUCCGGCCACCGUACCACGUACGCUCGAUAGCUGGCGAAGCAGCAGAAACCACUUCUCGGACACCGUUUGCAUCGAUGACAAACGAUACUACGCCAACACGACGUUAAGCGAACGUGCGGAUCGGACGGAAGCGUUCCAAUACUUUGACGACAGUGCACGUUCGGUUCCGUUCAAGUAUCCUUCCGUCGAUGGUGGUGAAGCACCGGGCUCGAAAGAAGGUCCCGAUAGGUCACGAGAAAAACCGGACGAGUUUAUUGAUGUUACUCGAGGUACCGAACAACACCCACAGCAAUUGGAAGUUGAGAAUCUGACCGAUCACGACGAACGAUUGACGCGCGAUAAGUCUGAUUCCUCAAACAUUGACGUGGAGUCGCUGGACAACGAUGGUGAGGAUAGUAAAGAAUCGAUCAACAUUGUUGACAGCGAGGAGAAAGAGAACGACGAAGCGGCCGUGCUCAACGAUGGUCAACGUUACUUUGCCGACGAGCGGCUUCAUCUGCAAGCGAUUGAAGGAUUCGCGCGGCUGUUCGAGCGAAGCUUCCCAUCGGCGAGCGGUUCGAAAAAGGCACCAACCACAUCCGGCGGAUCCGGUGCACGCAGUUCAGCGUCCAAAAGUGAGCGCCGCCGGACGAAGGCCCGCCGCCAAGGGGUGAUCGACGAGGACAACACUAGCCCCGUAUCGGGUACGAUCAUCCGCAAGCUCCAGGACGGGGAAGAGCUCGUGGUGCGAAAGGGCGAUAUCGAUCCAGCGUUCAACGUGGUCGAGAUCACGGAUGAGGCGAAGGAGAUCCUGUCCAAGAUUGACAACAAGAUCGGGUCCUAUCUGUGCCAGCUGUGCCGUGCGCUGUACGACGAUGCGUUUGGUUUGGCGCAGCACCGUUGCUCGCGCAUCGUACACAUCGAGUACCGGUGUUCCGAGUGUGACAAAGUGUUCAACUGUCCGGCCAAUCUGGCAUCGCACAAGCGCUGGCACAAACCGCGCGGAAUGGCGACCGAUGGAAGGAAGGGGGGCGGUACGAGGAAUGCUACCGCCCGCCAGGAAGAACGUGCGGCCGAGGAGGAACCGAUCGAAAUACUCGACAACUCGAACGAUAACCAUCAGCAUCAGCAGCCGGUGCCAGCAGGUGCUACUACUGCAGCGCCGGAAGAAGAAUCGUAUCCCUGUGGCCAGUGUGGGAAAACUUUUCGCAGGCAAAGCUAUCUAAAGAAGCACGCCGCCUCACACCAGAUGGAGCCAGCGUUGCUUCGUAACAUGGAUGUACGAUCAACGGCACUGAACAGUAGCACCUUCGGUGGUCCCGCAGUCUCUUCCAGCUCCGUCACAACCGUCACUUCCCUUGGUGCUCCAUUCUCCACCGGUCAUCAUUUGUUGGCCACGCCAGGGUCUGCUGGCGGAAGCUUUGCUGCCGCGUUCGACAAACUGACGCGCCCACUGGCAGCACCGAGUUCCGUCGGUGCAUCGGCUCUGUUUCCCUUUGCCGCCUGUUACGGUGGUAUGGCCUCGCUGGCCAACGGGAGUGCUAGUGCCGUUGCUGGUGGAGCAAAUGGUGGAUCCAUUGGUCCAAAUGUUUCACCGUACAGUGAACUGGAAAAACGACGCUGGCAGUCACUCGGUAAGCUGUACCUGCAGCAAAGGGAACGGCUGUCCGCGUUCCAGUACGUCAGGCAGCAUCAGUACGAGGAUUACUUGAAAUGCUUUCAUCCAUUUCAGUUUGGCCGCGAUAAAACCUGACCCAACAUUCUGCGGCCAGUACCACGGCUGGCCGCAGCACCUCUCUGGCCAACGACGCAUUCCAAUCAACUUCCUGUGACUGCAACAAUAACAUCAGCAGCAGCAGCACCACCACCACCGCCGUCGUCUUUACCACGUACAUCUCACCAACCCGAUCUUCAUGCACCGAUAGGUCCCACAGCGUCUAGCAUGUCGUCCUCCACACAACCGGUGGGACCGAUGGCAGAGCCUCCAAAAGAUAACGAACCAAUGCAUCUUAACCCACCGACCAUCCCGGUAUUAGCGUCUGUGUUUGGCACGGCGCAACAACACUCGGGAGCGGCCUCGGCUAAGCAAUCCCAUCAACUGGCGACGUUUACCCCGACCAGAAGCAUUCUGCAACAUAUCCAGCAACAACCGACGGCAUUUAGUGGCGAAUGAGUACGCACGACUUAAUGCGUGUUUCCGUUCGCUAGCAUCUCCUUCUCCCCUCAGGAUAAAUCGUUACUAGCUAAUAUCUAGAGCCUAGAAUAUCUGUUUUGUAGUUUUAAUAUUUUUUUGAAAAAUGCAUGACAUUGUGUCAACUUCCCAAUUGUCUCUAAAUUGACCGGAUGCAACAACAAUCUCCGGUCGGAGCCCAAGAAUCAAAGAAUCUCCUAUCAGCAUUCAUCGAAAGAUGACGAAUAAAGAGCAAAUAAAAAACACAUACAAAAUAAACAAAAACAAAUCUAUUAUACCAAUCCCA